AUCUCACAUUCUCACUGUUUUUAUCACUUACAAGUUAUAUUACAAACCGCACGCAUAGAAUACGUGUGUAGAGUAUAGACACACACGUAUAUAUAUAUUGUGUAUAUAUAUAGUACAAGCAGCUAUAGCUACUGUUGUGAUAUAUGAUGGAUCCAGGAGUUGAGAAGAAGAAGCAGCAGAUGGAGCUCGUCGACGUCGAGAGCGGCGGCCUUCCCGUCGAGCGUCAGGACUCGCUGUUCCGGGAGGCGGUGAGAGCUGAGCACGCCGGCGCCGCUCACUGGGACGAACAGGAUAGCUGGGGGAGGACGAUGAGUCUGGCGUUCCAGUGCGUGGGGAUCCUGUACGGCGACAUUGGGACGUCGUCGUUGUACGUCUACUCCAGCACUUUUGAGCACGGCAUUGGGCACCCCGAUGACGUCGUCGGGGUGCUCUCCCUCAUCGUCUACAGCUUCAUGCUCUUCACCGUCAUCAAGAUCGUCUUCGUCGCCCUGCAUGCCAACGACCAUGGUGACGGUGGGACAUUUGCACUCUACUCGUUAAUUUCACGGCACGCGAAGGUGAGCCUGAUCCCUAACCAUCAGGCGGAAGAUGAGCUGAUCUCCGGGUAUAGCAGUAGCGGGAAGCCAUCGGCGACUCUGAGGAGAGCUCACUGGUUGAAACAGCUGCUCGAGGCGAGCAAGGCGGCCAAGAUUUCUCUCUUCCUGCUCACCAUCCUUGCGAUCGCCAUGGUCAUCAGCGACGCUGUGCUAACGCCUCCCAUUUCUGUACUGUCAGCCGUAGGUGGGUUGAGAGAGAAGGUACCUCAUCUUACAACAGAUCAAAUAGUGUGGAUAACAGUGGCAAUUUUGGUAGUCUUGUUUGCAAUCCAGCGCUACGGGACUGAUAAAGUUGGCUACUCUUUUGCACCAAUCAUUCUCUUGUGGCUGCUCUUGAUUGGAGCAACUGGUCUCUAUAACCUGAUCAAGCAUGACAUCAGUGUCUUGAGGGCCUUCAACCCAAAAUACAUCAUCGACUAUUUCCGUAGGAACAAGAAGGAAGGAUGGGUCUCGCUUGGAAGUAUUCUCCUUUGCUUCACAGGAUCAGAAGCACUUUUUGCUAAUCUAGGAUACUUCAGCAUCAGAUCAAUCCAGCUGAGCUUUAGUUUUGCCUUACUUCCAUCGGUAUUACUCACGUACAUCGGACAAGCAGCUUUCCUGAGUAAGAACCCGAAGAAUGUUGCCAAUACCUUCUUUGCCGCUACUCCAAUUUCUUUGUUCUGGCCUACGUUCAUCAUGGCGAUAGCUGCAUCCAUAAUAGGAAGCCAAGCAAUGAUAUCUUGUGCCUUUGCAACUGUUUCUCAUUUACAAUCACUUAGUUGCUUCCCAAGGGUCAAGAUAUUGCACACAUCAAAGCGAUUUCCGGGCCAAUUGUACAUCCCUGGAGUAAACUUCUUGUUAUGUGUGGCUGCUUGCGUUGUGACUGUUAGCUUCAAAACAACUGUUAUUAUAGGAAAGGCGCACGAAAUUUGUGUCAUCCUUGUGAUGAUCAUCACAACAUUACUAAUGACAAUAGUUAUGCUCUUGGUAUGGAAGAUCAACAUCUUGUGGGUUGCUCUGUUUUUUAUCACAUUCACAUCAACGGAGGCUGUCUACCUAUCGUCAGUGCUAUACAAGUUCACACAUGGACCAUAUGUGCCUGUGGCUAUGUCGGUAGUUCUAAUGGUGGUGAUGAUCGUGUGGCACUACGUGCAUGUGAAAAGAUACAAGUAUGAAUUGGAACACACAGUAUCCACCGACAAGGUGAAAGAAAUGCUGGAGAGCCAUGAUCUGAAGAGGGUCCGUGGCGUAGCCCUGUUCUACACUGAACUAGUCCAAGGCAUCCCGCCCAUAUUCCCGCACCUCAUCGAGAAGAUCCCAACGAUUCAUUCUGUUCUUGUCUUCAUCUCUAUCAAGCAUUUGCCAGUACCCCAUGUUGACACCUCGGAGCGAUUCCUCUUCCGUCAAGUAGAGCUAAAGGACUACAAAGUGUUUCGAUGUGUGGCACGAUAUGGAUAUCGUGAUUCCCUCGAGGAGGCCAAGGACUUUGUUGUUACCCUUCUUGAGAACCUUCAGGAUUAUAUAAGGGAUGUUAAUCUCUACACCGAUGAGCCACACACCAUUAGUGCCCAUAGUUCUUGCAACCAUAGCUUUUCUCGGGAGAAGCCUUCUGGACGGUACGCGGUACAUGCCGAGGAUAUGCUUACACCAAUUGAAUCCUUCUCUGAGAUCACAGCUCUAUCUAACUAUGGAAGCGACCGUCUACCACACUUCAAGGCAAGUAAGAUGAAUAUGGAGGAGUUGGCGAAGAUUGAGCAAGAGCAGAUGUUCAUUGAGAAGGAGAUGGAAAAAGGUGUUGUAUACAUACUUGGAGAAACCGAGGUGGUUGUAAGGCCUCACUCAUCGCUUCUUAAGAAGAUAGUAGUGAACUACGUCUACUCUUUCUUAAGAAAGAACUUCGUGCAAGGGCAGAAGAUGCUAUUUAUUCCCCAUAGGCAAUUGCUUAAAGUAGGGAUCUCAUAUGAGAUUUAGGUUGUAAGAAAUGGAAAUAUACAUGAUAUGGUGUUGGUUGGUGUCAAGAUGAAUGUAUAAAUAUUUGUCUUUGUAAGGUAAUAUUAAAACUGUAACAUGUAGUCAGAUGGUUAAAUGAUAAGCUAUGAUGCUGCAUAGGAACGAGUUGUUCCAUUGUGGCUAGCUUUUGAGGUUAGGGGAUUUUCUUGUACUGCACACUACUUCAAAUGUUUACUUGACAUACAAAUGCUAUAUAAAUGUUUGUAAUUAAGUUAAUGAAU
This is a messenger RNA of Oryza sativa Japonica Group (Japanese rice), 2806 nucleotides long. RefSeq names its product potassium transporter 21. Gene Ontology annotation, molecular function: potassium ion transmembrane transporter activity. Gene Ontology annotation, biological process: potassium ion transmembrane transport. Lineage: Eukaryota; Viridiplantae; Streptophyta; Magnoliopsida; Poales; Poaceae. Gene Ontology annotation, cellular component: membrane. The record is from RefSeq and is a predicted model, not a curated record.